AUGUCCGCUGCUAGUGAUCUCACGGCGGUUCCCCCUCACUCAGACGUCACCAUGGCCGCAGACGUGAGGGAAGAGCCCAAGGUUGUGGUCAAAAACUAUAAGGGUUUCGUCGCUGGAGUCUUUUCCGGAAUAGCAAAACUCACAGUCGGCCACCCUUUUGACACGAUCAAGGUGCGCCUCCAGACGACAGACGCCUCGCGCUUCAGCGGGCCGCUCCAAUGCGUCACGCAGACGCUGCGGAAUGAGGGCGUCCCGGGCCUGUACAAGGGCGCGACCCCUCCGCUGGUGGGCUGGAUGUUCAUGGACUCGGUGAUGCUAGGCUCCCUGACAGUUUACCGCCGGCUCGUCGCCGAGCGCCUGUUCCGCGUCGGUAGCGUCGAGAACCUGCCGUCGUACGGCCACGGCAUCGCGGGCAUGAUGGCCGGCAGCACCGUCAGCUUCAUCGCGGCGCCCGUCGAGCACGUCAAGGCCCGCCUGCAGAUCCAAUACGCCGCCAACAAGACCGAGCGGCUGUACAGCGGGCCCGUCGACUGCCUGCGCAAGAUCUACGCGCACCACGGCGUGAAGGGCGUCUACCACGGCCUGAGCGCGACGCUGCUGUUCCGAGGCUUCUUCUUCUGCUGGUGGGGCUCCUACGACGUGUUCUCGAGGUAUUUUAGGGAGAACACGAAGCUCAGCGCGCCGGCCGUGAACUUCUGGGCUGGCGGGCUGAGCGCACAGGUCUUCUGGCUGACGAGCUACCCGUCCGAUGUGAUCAAGCAGCGCAUCAUGACGGACCCCCUCGGCGGCGGGCUCAACGACGGCGUCCAGAGAUUUCCUCGGUGGAGGGACGCCGCGACCGCGGUGUACAGGGAAGCGGGGUGGAAGGGUUACUGGCGCGGGUUUCUGCCGUGUUUCCUUAGGGCAUUCCCAGCCAAUGCCAUGGCAUUGGUCGCAUUCGAGGGGGUUAUGAGGGCCUUGCCCGAGUAG
This is a messenger RNA of Colletotrichum higginsianum IMI 349063, 969 nucleotides long. Its product is annotated as Mitochondrial carrier. Gene Ontology annotation, biological process: transmembrane transport. The record is from RefSeq and is a predicted model, not a curated record. The transcript is spliced from 2 exons. Lineage: Eukaryota; Fungi; Ascomycota; Sordariomycetes; Glomerellales; Glomerellaceae. Bases 1 to 969 code for a protein of 322 amino acids. Gene Ontology annotation, molecular function: transmembrane transporter activity.